AUGGGGAAUGAUUUUGUGAUUACCAUUCUUGUCAGGCUGCUGCUAGUACAUGGUUUUACGACCAUGUCAUGCUCUGUGAUUUGUUCCAGCGCCACAAACCCUACUGAUCAAGAGGCUUUGCUCGCCUUUAAAUCCCAGAUCACCUUCAAAUCCGAUGACCCAUUGGUUAGUAACUGGACCACAGAGGCCUCCUUCUGUACCUGGGUUGGGGUCUCUUGCAGUUCUCAUCGGCAAAGAGUCACUGCCUUGAAUCUUUCUUUCAUGGGUUUUCAAGGCACUAUAUCACCAUGCAUCGGGAACCUCUCCUUUCUCACAGUUCUGGACCUCAGCAACAACAGUAUUCAUGGUCAGCUUCCAGAGACUGUAGGUCAUCUGCGCCGUUUAAGAGUCAUCAACUUGAGAUCCAACAACCUGGAGGGAAAAAUUCCAUCAAGCUUGUCACAGUGUCGAAGGCUUCAAUGGCUGCUCCUCCGCUCAAACCGAUUCCAAGGGAACAUCCCCAAGGAGAUAGCCCAUCUCUCCCAUCUGGAAGAACUAGACUUAAGUGAGAACUAUCUAACAGGUACAAUUCCGUCAACUAUAUUCAACAUGUCCACCCUCAAAUAUAUUGAUCUCGUAGUAAACAACCUCUCUGGCGGCAUCCCCACAACUAUUUGUCACAAACUUCCAGACCUUGAAGUGUUGUAUCUAUCUGUCAAUCCACUAGGCGGUCCAUUUCCAGCCAGUUUAUGCAAUUGUACUAGUAUUCGGAGUAUCUCCUUUAACAGAAAUGGCUUCAUUGGAAGCAUACCAGCAGACAUAGGAUGCUUAUCCAAACUAGAGGGUCUGGGUUUAGCAAUGAACAGACUAACAGGCACCAUUCCACUGUCCUUAGGUAAUCUUUCCAGGUUGGAAAUCCUUGAUUUCAUGUAUAACUAUUUGGACGGUGGGAUCCCUCAACAAGUAGCACAGCUAUCUAGGAUGAGAAGACUUCGAAUCGCCUAUAACAAUCUUUCUGGUGGGAUACCUGAAGCAAUCUUCAAUCUUACAUCAGCUUAUGCAAUUAGUUUCAUGGGUAAUCGCCUAUCAGGAAGCAUUCCAGAGCUGACCAGCCUUGGCCUUCCAAAGCUUAAUGAGCUCAACCUGCGAGACAAUCGACUCAAUGGUAAAAUCCCAAAUUCUAUCUCGAAUGCUUCGAGGCUCACUUUCUUAGAGCUAUCAAACAAUCUCUUAAAUGGCCCAGUUCCCAUGAGUUUGGGCAGUUUACGAUUCCUUCGGACGCUCAAUUUGCAGCGAAAUCAACUCAGCAACGACCCAUCUGAGAGGGAACUCCAUUUCUUAUCAUCUUUGACAGGGUGUAGAGAUUUGAUCAAUUUGGUUAUUGGGAAGAAUCCCAUAAAUGGAGUACUACCAAAAUCUAUUGGAAAUCUAUCGAGCUCACUAGAACUCUUCAGUGCAGAUGCAACCCAGAUCAAAGGCAGCCUUCCAAUCAAAAUGGGUAACUUGAGCAACUUGCUGGCACUCGAACUAGCUGGCAAUGACUUGAUUGGGACCUUGCCGUCUUCUCUUGGAAGCUUAAGUCGACUUCAGAGAUUGCGUCUUUUCAUCAACAAAAUAGAAGGACCAAUUCCCGAUGAACUCUGUAACUUAAGAUAUUUGGGAGAACUGCUUUUGCAUGAGAAUAAGCUCUCAGGUCCAAUACCAACCUGCAUAGGGAAUCUCAGUACAAUGCAAGUAAUCUCCCUAUCUUCUAAUGCGCUGAAAUCAAUACCUCCGGGCAUGUGGAACCUCAACAAUCUUUGGUUUCUCAAUCUGUCCCUUAAUUCUAUAACUGGGUAUCUUCCUCCACAGAUUGAAAAUCUGAAGAUGGCAGAAACAUUUGAUCUAUCCAAGAACCAACUAUCUGGAAACAUUCCCGGCAAAAUAUCAAAUCUGAAGAUGUUAAGGCGUCUCAACUUGUCUGACAAUGCAUUCCAAGGUAGUAUUCCUGAUGGUAUCAGUGAGUUGGCUAGCUUAGAAUCUUUGGAUCUCUCUUCCAACAAACUAUCAGGCAUCAUUCCAGAGUCGAUGGAGAAGCUUCGCUAUCUCAAAUAUCUGAAUCUUUCUCUCAACAUGCUAAGUGGCAAAGUUCCAACUGGAGGCCCCUUUGGAAACUUCACUGAUCGAUCUUUCGUGGGGAACGGUGAACUGUGUGGUGUUUCGAAACUCAAACUCCGAGCUUGCCCAACAGAUUCUGGCCCGAAAUCUAGGAAGGUAACAUUUUGGCUCAAAUAUGUCGGCCUUCCCAUUGCUUCAGUAGUAGUAUUGGUUGCUUUCCUGAUUAUCAUUAUAAAGCGUCGAGGGAAGAAGAAGCAGGAAGCCCCCUCUUGGGUUCAAUUCUCAGAUGGUGUAGCGCCCAGAUUGAUUCCAUAUCAUGAGCUCCUUUCUGCUACCAACAACUUUUGUGAAGCAAACCUGCUUGGAGUUGGGAGUUUUGGGUCUGUAUACAAAGGAACUCUCUCAGACAAUACAAUUGCUGCCGUGAAAAUUUUGGAUUUGCAGGUGGAGGGGGCAUUGAAAUCUUUCGACGCGGAAUGUGAAGUUCUGAGGAAUGUUAGACAUAGAAAUCUCGUAAAAAUCAUAAGCUCUUGCAGUAAUCUUGAUUUUAGAGCUUUGGUUCUUCAGUACAUGCCUAAUGGGAGCCUAGAGAGGAUGCUGUAUUCUUACAACUACUUCUUAGAUCUCACCCAGAGGCUCAACAUCAUGAUAGACGUGGCAACAGCAGUUGAGUAUCUUCACCAUGGUUAUUCAGAGACUGUAGUGCACUGCGAUUUGAAGCCAAGCAAUGUCCUUCUCGACGAAGAAAUGGUCGCACAUGUGAAUGACUUUGGCAUCGCAAAAAUUUUCGCCAAAUACAAAUCCAUGACACAAACAGCAACCGUGGGCACAAUGGGCUACAUUGCACCAGAGUAUGGUUCUGAAGGAAGAGUGUCAACGAAGGGAGAUGUCUAUAGCUACGGUAUCAUGCUGAUGGAAACAUUCACCAGAAAGAAACCAACUCAUGAAAUGUUUGUAGGAGGAUUAAGCUUGAGGCAAUGGGUGGAUUCUUCUUUUCCUGAUCUGAUAAUGGAGGUUGUCGAUGCUAACCUGUUGGCACGAGACCAAAAUAACACAAAUGGGAAUCUCCAAACUUGUCUCCUUUCCAUAAUGGGUUUGGGCUUGCAGUGUUCCUUGGAUUCACCGGAGCAAAGGCUCGAUAUGAAAGAAGUUGUGGUUAGACUAUCAAAGAUCAGACAACAGUAUAUCAGCCAGACGUAAUUAAAUUGUGGAUGUAUUCAACUUAUAU
This is a messenger RNA of Vitis vinifera (wine grape), 3304 nucleotides long. Its product is annotated as probable LRR receptor-like serine/threonine-protein kinase At3g47570. The record is from RefSeq and is a predicted model, not a curated record. The coding region runs from base 1 to 3276 and encodes 1091 amino acids. Gene Ontology annotation, molecular function: protein binding; protein kinase activity; ATP binding. Gene Ontology annotation, biological process: protein phosphorylation. Lineage: Eukaryota; Viridiplantae; Streptophyta; Magnoliopsida; Vitales; Vitaceae. The transcript has 2 exons.